Ananas comosus (pineapple) is the source of this 1850-nucleotide messenger RNA. Its product is annotated as glutamate-rich WD repeat-containing protein 1. NCBI's taxonomy places the organism in Eukaryota, Viridiplantae, Streptophyta, Magnoliopsida, Poales, Bromeliaceae. Gene Ontology annotation, molecular function: protein binding. Bases 92 to 1531 code for a protein of 479 amino acids. The record is from RefSeq and is a predicted model, not a curated record. The transcript is spliced from 13 exons.
UUUUAGCGGUUCCGCAAACAGAGAGGGAAAAUAAAAUAAAAAAAGAAAAAGAAAAAGAAAAAACUCCAUCGUCGCAGAGCCCUCGCGAGAGAUGGUUCGGAGCAUCAAAAACCCUAAGAAGAGCAAGCGAAAGAACAAAGGAUCUAAGAAGGGCGAAGCUGCUGCUGCUGCUGCUGCUUCUUCUUCUUCUUCGGUGCCCUCAGCACCUGCUAAGGUAUGGCAACCAGGUGUUGAUAAUCUAGAAGAGGGAGAGGAGCUCCAGUUUGAUCCCUCAGCAUAUAAUUACCUUCGGGGUUUCAAUAUUGGAUGGCCCUGUCUGAGUUACGAUAUAGUGCAUGAUUCGCUGGGAUUGGUCCGGACAGAGUUUCCUCAUACAGUAUAUGGUGUCGCAGGGACGCAGGCUGAGCAAUCAUCCUGGAAUUACAUUGGUAUUUUCAAGCUCUCAAAUAUAAAAGGAAAGAAGCGUGAUUUAGUGCCUGCAGCAUCAGCUGAUAAUGACGCCGAUAUGCAGGAUAGUGAUAGCAGCAGUGAUGAAGAUGAUGACGAAGAUGAGAGCAAUGAUGCGUCCAAACCAAUUUUACAGUUACACAAGGUGGCUCAUCAAGGAUGUGUCAAUCGGAUACGAUGUAUGAUCCAAAAGCCACAUAUAUGUGUUACAUGGGCAGAUAUUGGUAAUGUGCAGGUUUGGGACUUCAGUUCAUAUCUUAAUGCUUUAGCUGAAUCAGAAACAGCCGUAAGCAGAGGGGAUAAUAGCAUUCACCGGCACUCUCCUAUAAUAAAGUUCACCGGACACAAAGAUGAAGGCUACGCAAUUGAUUGGAGUCCUGUUGUUACUGGAAGGCUUGUAUCCGGUGAUUGCAAUAAAUGUAUUCAUCUUUGGGAGCCCACAUCGGAUACAUGGAAUGUUGAUGGGAACCCUUUUGUUGGGCACACUGCAAGUGUUGAAGAUUUACAAUGGAGUCCCACAGAAGCCGAUGUAUUUGCCUCUUGUUCAGUGGAUGGAACAAUAUCAAUAUGGGAUACUAGGCUAGGAAGAUCGCCAGCAGUUUCCUUUAAGGCACAUGAUGCGGAUGUCAAUGUUAUCUCGUGGAACCGACUUGCUAGCUGUAUGAUAGCCUCUGGGAGUGAUGACGGUAGCUUCUCAAUUCGCGACCUUAGAUUAAUCAAGGGAGACUCAUUAGUGGCUCACUUCACCUACCACAAGCAGCCUGUUACAUCUAUAGAAUGGAGUCCACAUGAAGCAUCAACCUUAGCUGUUUCAUCUGCUGACCAUCAAUUGACGAUUUGGGACCUUUCUUUGGAAAGAGAUGAAGAGGAGGAGGCUGAAUUCAAAGAAAAGAUGAAAGAGCAAGCAAAUGCCCCUGAAGAUCUGCCACCGCAGCUCCUUUUUGUUCAUCAGGGUCAGAAGGAUUUAAAGGAACUGCAUUGGCACCCGCAGAUCCCAGGGAUGAUAAUAUCAACAGCUGCCGACGGAUUUAAUGUGCUAAUGCCGUCCAACAUCGAGACGACCCUUCCAUCAGCCGCAACUUAAUCGAUCUAUCUAUAAAUAAGAUCAUGAAUUUCCAGGGCGCAGCAACAAUGUUUCUUUCGACAACCAGUAUCUAUCUUAGAUGUUUCAGUUUUGACAAAGUACAUGUAGACCUGCGACGGCAAAAUUUACUUAAUUUUGGAGAGUAUACAGUGUGAUGCAGUUUGGUUCUCUCGUUUCUCAGAGUAUUUAACUUAUGAUGCUAUUUUUAAAAAAAAAUUUGGAAAUGGAAGUUUUAAGCAUGUAGAAAGCGACUAAGGCUCUGUUUCGGGGCAUCAAGCCGCCUUGAUAUGUUGAAUCAAAUGAUGCAUUCUUUUCUGCU